This is a messenger RNA of Beta vulgaris subsp. vulgaris (sugar beet), 4554 nucleotides long. Its product is annotated as cellulose synthase A catalytic subunit 8 [UDP-forming]. Lineage: Eukaryota; Viridiplantae; Streptophyta; Magnoliopsida; Caryophyllales; Amaranthaceae. Bases 184 to 4329 code for a protein of 1381 amino acids. Gene Ontology annotation, molecular function: protein binding; cellulose synthase (UDP-forming) activity. The transcript has 25 exons. Gene Ontology annotation, cellular component: plasma membrane; trans-Golgi network. The record is from RefSeq and is a predicted model, not a curated record. Gene Ontology annotation, biological process: plant-type primary cell wall biogenesis; cellulose biosynthetic process.
AACACCAAAUACAACGUAGUGAUUAGAACUUUAAUAUAUGAACUUGAGGUCGAUCAAUACGAGUCAAUUUGUGCUUUAUCAUUCCUCUCCCAUAUAAAGGAAUAAAAAAAAAAACCAAUUCCCCAAAUCACUGCGCGCGUUUCUCUCUCCUCUCUCUAGUAUCAAUCGCACUAAGCUCAUUCCAUGGAGGUUUCACAGAUUCCGAGACGACUGAAGGGACACACAGCAACAUCUACCUGCUGCAUCGCCUCUCAUCAACGCCCUGGCUUCAUUGCCACCGCCGGUGAGGAUGGUUGUGUGUGCUUGUUUGACUUGCGAUGCAAAGCUGUCCAACUAGUCAUGAAGCUAGGGAAUGACACUAUUUCGUCGUUGUGUUUCAAAGAAGGGAAUGAAAAUAUGAUAUACCUUUCCUCUGGGACAGAAGUCAGAUGCUUCGACAUUCAAAUGGCUUCUCUGGAGAAGCCCUUGGAGUGUUACAAAUACAACAACGAGGAAAUAAACCAGAUAUCAUGCAACUCAAAAUCGUCCUUUCUAGCUGCUGCAGAUGAUACUGGUGAUGUGAAGAUAAUUGAUAUCCAACGGCAAUGCCCUUUCAAAACAUUGAGAUCUGGUCAUAGUAGUAUAUGUAGCAGUGUACAGUUUGUUCCUUGGAAGCCUUGGGAAGUCAUUACCGGCGGUCUGGAUUCCAAAAUGAUUAUGUGGGAUUUCUCCAAAGGACGCCCAUUCCUUGUUGUGGACUUUGGGGACCUGGAGGAUAGAAAUAGAAGUACCGGACAGUUUUGCAACCCAGCUUUCAUCCAUGCUAUAGCUGUUCCCGAAAAAGACAUGUUGGACAAGUUAGGGAAGGUAUGUGCUGUUGCAAGGGGAGAUGGUAUCGUCAGCUUAAUUAAUAUAGAAGCAGAACUUGCUGCUGUUAAGUCAAAAGGGGACCCCAAACCUCGCAGGAAUCCCCAAGCCAGGUCAAGUAAUGCUGCUCCAAUCCCAGAUAUUGAGACAAAGAACCAAAAUGAGGUGAAAAGGUUGCAUUUUGAUUUCACACACGGAGGUCAUACAGCAGCUGCUUCUUGCGUGACAUUCUCAUCAUUCGGAGAAAGAGGGAAGUUUAUAAUCUCUGGAGGAAAUGACAAGUCAGUGAAGAUCUGGGAUUGGUCUCGAUAUCUUGACGAGACACAACCAAUCGCAGACGUAGUUGCUACUCCCAGUAUUAAUAUGCCAAAAAAGGUUAACUGGUUGUGUACUACCCCAACUGAUUCAGAAAACCUUGUUGUUUGUGACACAUCCAAAGUGGUAAAGGUGUAUACUCUUGCUUAUGCAGCUCUUGCAAGAAGCAGCAAAACUUCAACCUGUAGACAGAGAACGAAAGUCGAAAGAAAACAGGAAAAGAUGAUGCAUGCUGGUGUUCCUCUUUGUAACACUUGUGGUGAGCAAGUGGGAUUCGACUCGAAUGGAAAUGUGUAUGUGGCUUGCCAUGAAUGCAAUUUCCCUGUUUGUAAGGAAUGUGUUGAUUAUGAAAUCAAGGAAGGUAAAAAGGCUUGCUUUCGUUGUGGUGCUCCCUAUGAAGACACUUUAACCUAUGAUGAGGCUGGUGUUGACGCGUCUGUCAGUCAUAAGAACACGACAAACCUUCCAACAAGUGAGCAGAAGCAGGAUCUUGGCUUACAUGCUAGAAAUAUGAGCAGCUUCUCAACAGCUGAUAGUGAAUUAAAUAGUGAAUCUGGAAGUGCAAUCUGGAAGAAUCGGGUGGAUAGUUGGAAAGAAAAGAAAGACAAGAAGAAAAAGAAAGCUGUAAAGGAGUCCAAAGUUUCAAAAGAAGCUGAUCAAGUUCCAUCAGAGCAAUUGAUGGAAGAAAAGCCGUAUGCAGAGGCUGCACAGCCACUUUCAAGAGUUGUUCCGAUCCCAAGAACGAAGAUUACCUCAUACAGGAUAAUGAUCAUUGUGCGGUUGAUCAUUCUUGUACUGUUUUUCCACUACAGAAUAACAAACCCUGUUGAUAGUGCCUUUGGCCUAUGGCUUACUUCUGUUAUAUGUGAGAUCUGGUUUGCUUUUUCCUGGAUAUUGGAUCAAUUUCCUAAGUGGUGUCCCAUCAACAGGGAGACUUUCAUCGAUCAGUUAUCCUUGAGAUACGAAAGAGAUGGAGAACCUUCAGAGCUUGCAGCUGUUGACUUCUUUGUAAGUACCGUGGACCCCUUGAAAGAACCACCUUUGAUCACAGCAAAUACUGUGCUCUCCAUCCUUGCUGUAGACUACCCCGUUGAUAAAGUCUCUUGCUAUGUCUCUGAUGAUGGUGCUGCCAUGCUUACUUUUGAAUCCCUUGCUGAGACUUCUGAAUUUGCAAGGAAAUGGGUACCUUUUUGCAAGAAAUAUGAGAUUGAGCCACGUGCCCCCGAGUUUUACUUCUCGCAGAAGAUUGACUACCUUAGAGACAAAGUGCAACCUUCUUUUGUGAAGGAACGCAGAGCGAUGAAAAGAGAAUAUGAAGAAUACAAAGUGAAGGUCAAUGCUUUAGUUGCCAAGGCACAGAAAACUCCAGAAGAAGGCUGGACCAUGGCAGAUGGAACACCAUGGCCUGGAAACAAUUCUCGCGAUCAUCCAGGAAUGAUCCAGGUUUUUCUUGGAAAUACUGGUGCUCUUGACAUAGAAGGUAAUGAGCUUCCGAGGCUUGUUUAUGUCUCAAGAGAAAAGAGACCUGGAUUUCAACACCAUAAGAAAGCUGGUGCUGAGAAUGCUUUGGUCAGAGUAUCUGCAGUACUCACAAAUGCUCCAUACAUUCUUAACCUUGAUUGUGAUCAUUACGUCAACAACAGCAAGGCAGUUCGUGAGGCAAUGUGCUUCCUGAUGGACCCUGAAGUCAAUCGGGAUGUUUGCUAUGUUCAGUUCCCUCAAAGAUUUGAUGGUAUUGACAGGAGUGAUCGAUAUGCCAAUCGGAAUAUUGUCUUCUUUGAUGUUAACAUGAAAGGGCUUGAUGGGAUUCAAGGUCCAGUUUAUGUUGGAACUGGUUGUGUAUUCAAUAGGCAAGCACUGUAUGGCUAUGGACCAUCAUCAUUACCUACUUUACCCCAGCCAUCCUCUUCUUCCGGCUGUUGCUGCCCUUCCAAGAAGAAACCUGAAAAAGACAUCGCAGAGGUUUAUCGAGAUGCAAAGCGUGAAGAUCUAGAUGCUGCCAUCUUUAAUCUGAGAGAGCUCAACAAUUAUGAUGAGUACGAAAGAUCAAUGCUGAUAUCUCAAACAAGCUUUGAGAAGACAUUUGGAUUAUCUUCCGUGUUCAUCGAGUCCACAUUGAUGGAGAAUGGAGGUGUUCCAGAUUCUGCUAAUUCGCCAACAUUGAUCAAAGAAGCAAUACAUGUAAUUAGCUGUGGAUAUGAAGAGAAGACGGCCUGGGGAAAGGAGAUUGGAUGGAUAUAUGGAUCUAUCACAGAGGAUAUUCUGACAGGGUUCAAGAUGCAAUGCCGUGGUUGGAGAUCAAUAUACUGCAUGCCCUUAAGGCCUGCCUUUAAAGGAUCUGCACCCAUCAAUCUGUCUGAUAGGCUGCACCAGGUACUUCGUUGGGCUCUUGGAUCAGUGGAGAUCUUCUUUAGUAGACAUUGUCCGCUAUGGUAUGGAUUUGGAGGUGGCCGACUUAAGUGGCUUCAAAGAUUGGCAUAUAUUAAUACCAUUGUCUACCCGUUUACUUCCCUCCCUCUCGUUGCUUAUUGCACUUUGCCCGCUAUCUGCCUCCUCACUGGAAAGUUCAUCAUACCAACUCUAUCAAACCUGGCGAGCACGCUGUUCUUAGGCCUCUUCAUGUCUAUCAUACUAGUCAGUGUCUUAGAACUACGAUGGAGUGGAGUAGGCAUCGAAGACUUGUGGAGGAACGAGCAGUUCUGGGUUAUUGGAGGAGUCUCCGCUCACUUGUUUGCUGUAUUCCAAGGGCUUCUCAAGAUGCUAGCAGGAUUCGACACCAACUUCACUGUCACAGCCAAAGCAGCUGAUGACACUGAAUUUGGAGACCUCUAUGUUUUCAAGUGGACUACCCUUCUUAUCCCACCCACCACCCUCAUCAUCCUUAACAUUGUCGGGGUGGUGGCAGGUUUUUCUGAUGCCAUGAACAGUGGCUAUGAGUCAUGGGGCCCACUCUUCGGCAAAGUCUUCUUCGCCUUUUGGGUGAUCCUUCAUCUAUACCCCUUCCUUAAGGGUCUCAUGGGUAAGCAAAACAGGACACCUACUAUUGUGGUGCUGUGGUCAGUGCUCUUGGCUUCAGUUUUCUCCCUUGUUUGGGUUAAGAUCGACCCGUUUAUCAGCAAAGUGGACAGUAAGAACAUUGCUCAGACUUGCAUUUCCAUUGAUUGUUAAGGAGCAAGCAAUGCCAUAAUCAUAAUUUUGUGAACAGAUAGGCAAAUUCCCUACCAAUAUCAGUGGAAGAUAAGUUUCUUGAGUAAAUUUAAAGCAAAUUGCACUUAUGACAUUAGGUGGGUGCCUCUUUCUUGUUUAGGGAGUUACUCAUUAGACAGUAUUUGGCAUAGGGUGUAAUACAUUUUGAUCAAUACUUUGCUAAGACACGUUCAUGAUUUUCUCUGA